This is a messenger RNA of Penicillium daleae, 1197 nucleotides long. Its product is annotated as COP9 signalosome complex subunit 6. Gene Ontology annotation, molecular function: protein binding; metallopeptidase activity. Bases 1 to 1197 code for a protein of 398 amino acids. Gene Ontology annotation, cellular component: COP9 signalosome. Lineage: Eukaryota; Fungi; Ascomycota; Eurotiomycetes; Eurotiales; Aspergillaceae. The transcript is spliced from 3 exons. The record is from RefSeq and is a predicted model, not a curated record. Gene Ontology annotation, biological process: protein deneddylation.
AUGGAUCCUUUGCAGUCUCUCGUCUCCUCAAAGUCUUCGGACUCGGGGCUUCAUAUUCUGCUUCACCCUCUGGUUCUUCUCACCAUCUCCGACCACAUCACCCGCCAUGCAGUACGUCAACAGCAAGGUCCAAUCAUUGGGGCUCUGCUUGGCCAACAAAAUGGACGGGAGAUAACCCUGGAGCAAGUGUUUGAAUGCCCAGUCACCAUAGGGGAGAAUGGAGAAGUCCUUCUACCCUCAACAUGGUUCGAAGAGCGACUGAAGCAGUUCAAAGACGUUCACAAAGACCCCGCUCUCGACCUUGUGGGAUGGUGGUCAACUGCACCCCCAUCCGGGCCUGAUACCUCCCACCUCCCUCUUCACAAACAGAUCCUCCAAGACCACAACGAGUCGGCCGUCUUUCUCGCUUUCCACCCAUCACAGGUCCAAUCGAGGACACACGGCGCUAAGCUUCCAUUAACAAUCUACGAGACCGUGCUCGAAGGCGAAAAUGUUUCCGACGCGACAAAGGACAUGCAAAUCGAUGGCGAGGAGCCAACACCGAACAUCCGCUUCCGCGAACUACCGUAUUCCGUAGAGACGGAGGAGGCUGAAAUGAUCGGUGUUGAUACCAUCGCGCAAACUGCCGGAACAGCUUCCCGGAGCGAGAUCCCAAGUCAGGGUACCAGCGCUCCUGAUGGCCAGAAAUCAAAGGAUAAAGAACAAAAGAGCACACAGGCUGAGCUAACACAAGAGGAAGAAGAGCUGAUCGCAAAUCUUAAUACCCGCCUCAAUGCCGUCCGUACCCUCGAAUCCCGUAUCUCCCUCAUCAAAUCCUACGUCUCCAGCAUCUACGCCCUCGAAUCAUCAGCAGCAGCGAACGACGACCCAAGCAGCCCAAGGCUAUCUCACCCCAUCAUCCGCAACAUCAACUCUCUCAUCUCACACCUCUCCAUUCUCUCCCCUAACGAACAAAGCCCCUUCUCGACCGAGGCACUGUCCCAAAGCAAUGAUGUCAUGCUAGUCUCCCUGCUCGGUCAAUUGGGCGAAAGCGUCAAGGCCAUGCGCGAGCUGGGUCGCAAGUCGGCUAUUGUGCAAUCUGCGCGCGGUGGCGCAAAUACGCGCAAGCAACCCGGUCUCGCGGCGAGAACGUUUGAGGAUGAGCUAUUUGCUCAUGGCGUUCCUACGGGUCCAGAGACGGCAAGGAUGUAUUCUUGA